Prunus armeniaca (apricot) is the source of this 294-nucleotide messenger RNA. Lineage: Eukaryota; Viridiplantae; Streptophyta; Magnoliopsida; Rosales; Rosaceae. The record is from the annotation of a GenBank genome assembly.
AUGGGUGAUGUACUUGGAGUGAAAGGUAGGACAAUUUGUGGUCUUGGUGCUUUUCCUCAAAUGGAAGCCAAUAUCUCAACUACUGUUUUUUAUGAAGCCUCUAAUUCUGAGGUUAGCAAGUUACAAGAUACAAUACAGAUGCUUGCCACAAAUAUGCAAAGUGUGCAGGAAGAUUAUUCAAAUUUGAGGCCAAAUUUGGUGGCAGCUCUGGAGGCAUCCAACAAUGAUGGGCUGGAUAAUGCACAGUUGAUGUCAAUGUUGCGUGCAGCUUUGAUGUCGUCAGCAACAACCUAG